AUGACAUCAUAUUUCUCUGUACCCCUACAGGAGAGGAAGAAACAGGUGUUCGACACAUUCAAGAAGGUGAUGUUGGACCUGAUGGACUGGAGGCGGCAGUUGAUGUCGGACUCACUGACACAGGACCAGGCUAGAGAACUGAAACAGAAGAUCACAGCCAAGAUAGACUGGGGGAAUGGUCGUCUUGGCCUGGACCUGGUCCCCAGGGUGAACAGUGAACAGGUGGACACAGAGAACAUUAGUGUGGUCGAACUGUUCAGGCUGCAUGUACAGAGUGCUGAGGCUUCUCAUAGUGCUUCUGCACGUGGCUCCAUACGUCGCACACUGUCCAAGAAAAUCCUGACAUAUCACCUGUACCUAAACUUCCGCACUCUAGCCUGCAAUGUAGGUGAAGACACAGAGGUCUAUUUCUCUCUCUACGAUACCAAAGAAGAAAGAUUCAUCAGUGAGAGGUUUCUGUCCAGACUGACAAAGAAUGGAUUACCACUGAACCAAGACAGGAUACAGAACAACUGUGCCCUCUUUACAGACUUGGGCAAUGAAGACCUGGUGAAAGAUUUGUGGCUGGUGGUCCAGAUCUUCAGAAGAGGUCGAAUAUUACUGAGUGAGUCGUCCAAGAAGAGCCAGCAGCACCAGUUCAGGCGGCCGUAUGGUGUGGCUGUGCUCCACUUACGCGAGAUGAUGACAGCAGACAUGUCUGACGAGAAUGAGAGAGAGUACAGCACCAGGGUGCAGACAUGUACAGACACCCCUGGUGACAAGGACUUCCCCAUGAUGCAUGAGGACAUGAUUAGAAAACACAAGACAAACCCAGGCUAUGUGAACACUUCAUUAACUGUGUCAUUACGCAAGUUUCAUGGCACUUUGGAUGAAGUACGGCACCGGCAUCCAUUGCUGGUUGGGAAGAGUAUCGCAAUCACCAGGAAGAUUGGCUUCUCUGAUGUCAUCAUGCCUGGUGAGGUGCGGAACGACUUCUACUUCAGUAUCCACAGAGGCGACUUUGAGAAGGGAAAGAAGACGGCGCAGAAAAAUGUGGAAGCGAGGGUGGUUGUUUUAGAUGACAAAGGAAAUGAGAUGAAGGAGUGUCUAAGUGCAGGGUCAGGUGAACUGAAUGGUGACGAAUACAAGUCAUUUGUCAUGUACCAUCACAACAAGACGGUAUGGAAUGAGAUAGUCAAGUGUGAGGACUACGUGAAGUUAAAGAACGUGUCCCACUAUCUCAGCCUCCCGUCAACCACUGAAGAUGUCACUCACACAAACAGCAAUAAAUAUUUCACCAAAGACACAGAGGACGCCACUAUCUACACCACGCUUUGCUCAACUAAACAUACGCAAAAUGUUGAUAUCCUGGGAAUUCUGAAGUGGAGGGACCCCAAGGAAAACCUGCUGCAGAACUUACAAAAGCUGUUACGCAUAGAUGGGGAGGAGAUUGUAAAGUUCCUCCAAGAUAUUCUAGAUGCAUUAUUUUCCAUGUUGUCAGAGAUGAGUGAGAACCAGCCUGAGCUGCAGGUGGUUUUUAAAGCACUGGUCAAGAUAUUCAACAUGCUGGAGACAACCAAAUAUGAACAUUUUAAAAUUGUCAUCGACACUUACAUCACAGACCAUUUCUCUGCUCCACUGGUUUACAAGGAUCUCUUGCGCUGUCUGCAGGGAAGGAUUGACGCCAUCACAGCCACUGUGGUUGACAAACAGAAAAACCUGCAGAAUGUUUUCAAGGUCCUGGAAUACAUCUUCAAAUUCAUUGUGCAGUCAAAAAUACUAUUCACCAGGCAUUCAGGUGGCCCUGCAGCUGAAGAGGAAUUUAAAUCUUUACUUACCGCUGUGAUGAAGUCUAUGGGGACAGCUCUACAUUAUAACAAGGAGGCCACAAUUCAUACCCAGUGUGUUUUGCUGCGAUCGUUCAGUGGCAUCUACAAUGAACUUUUGCGUGUAGUUUCCAAAAUGGAGCUUAGCAGCAUGAUCUGUACUCUGAUAGCCAGGAUACCCCGCGAUGUCCACUACCAGCUGGCGCACGUCAAACUCUUGUGUCUGCGAGACACUGUUGGCUCAGUUCUCUUUCAAGAUCCAGAGUCCAGACACACCUUGAUGCCAAUGUGCCUUGGUCAGCUGAAGUACUACAUGAUUGAAAAACAAGAGCUCAAGGAGUCCACCGCCAUCUUGGGGGACAUUCUCGACGCCCUCUAUGCAAAUGUACAGUCCAAGACGUCUCAUGCGGACAUAGAACACGUAGUGACCGGCAUGUUGCCAGUGGUGUUACAGACCGUCACAGCUGCAGACAGGAGAAGUGAAGUUGCGCCUGACACGGGACUGCGGAGAGCACGUUACUCGCCCUAUGUGAUAAACCGCCUGGAGGAGAUCUUUGUUUUUAUGUUAUUUUACUUGUACUGGUUAUAUCUAAGGCAACCAUUGGAUUCCACCUCAUACCAUAUAAGACUUCAGAACUUCAUCUUUACUCUGCAACACAAGUGAAACAGUAUUUGUAGAUGUAAAGUUGAAAUUAGCCUUAAAUCUUUUUCCUGUCUAUUCCAGGGUCAACUGGUCGCCUGUCUGAUAGGCAUGCUGAAGCUUAUGGACGAGACGCACUAUAAAUCAGUAUUAGAUGCCUACGUGGAUGGCCCCAGACUCAAGGGAUUCCUCCUGAAAGUACUAACGGUGUUCCAAGAACUAGUGGGUAAAGAUGUCUUCCCAUCUGACUGGAUCGUGAUGAGGAUGGUCACCAACAAUGUCAUUCUGACUGCCAUCCAGUUCUUCUCCCAGGCCCUAAACGACCAUUUCCUUCACGGGGACAGCUUUGACUCACAGCUGUGGACGGAGUGUUUCAAACUCGCCGUCGCCUUCCUGACGCAGCCCAGUCUGCAGUUGGAGACGUUCUCCGAGGCCAAGAGAGCUAAAAUACGGGAAAGGUAUGGAGAGACAGACAUGAGGGUGGUGAUGGGGUUCCUCAUACUGUCCAUGUGGCAGAACCUAGGAGAGCACAAGAUCCACUUCAUCCCCAGCAUGGUGGGUCCUUUCCUGGAGGUGACGUUGGUGCCGGAGACGGAGCUGAGGAAGGCCACCCUCCCCAUCUUCUUUGACAUGAUGGAGUGUGAACAGAGACAUAGGGGGAACUUUAAACAGGUUGAGAGUGAGUUGAUAGACAAGCUUGACAUCCUGAUCAGUGAAAACAAAGGAGAUGAUGAGUACAGGGAGCUCUUCAAUGCUGUGCUUUUGGACAAAGUUCAAGCUUCUGAGACCUCCUGGAAGGAGAAUGGCACCAUUUUCAUCAACUCUGUUACCAGGUUACUGGAGAGGCUUCUGGACUACAGAAAUGUGAUGAUGGGAGAUGAGAACAGAGACAAGAGGAUGACUUGUACUUUUAACCUGCUGAACUUCUACAAUAAUGAAAUUCAGCGGGAAGAAAUGUAUGUGCGAUACAUUUACAAACUGUGUGACCUUCACCUUGCUGCAGAGAACUACACAGAGGCUGGUUUUACGUUACAACUUCACGCCAGCCUCCUCGAGUGGUCUGACACCAUGCUUCACGCAGACCACAAACAUCCUCACGCUGAGUUUGAGUGGCGGAGGAAAGAGGGACUUUAUAAACAGAUCAUAGACUAUUUUGAUAAGGGGAAAGCAUGGGAGUAUGGCAUUCCACUCUGCAAGGAACUGGCUGAUUUAUAUGAGAAAACCUACGACUAUGCAAAUCUUAGUAACAUUUUGAAAACCCAGGCUCAAUUUUUUGAUAAAAUCUUACAUGAGUUGAGAGCAGAAUGUGAAUACUUCAAAGUGGGCUUCUAUGGCAGAGCUUUCCCUAUGUUCUUGAGGAACAAAGUUUUUGUCUACAGAGGAGAGGAGUAUGAGAAAUUGUCUGCUUUCAACCAUCGUCUGCAGCGUGAAUUUCCUGCUGCCACCAUUAUGAGCAGUAACACACCGCCAGACGACAGCAUAUGUAAUGGAGACGGACAGUAUAUUCAGAUCUGUAACAUCAAGCCCAUCCCGUGUGACCUGGAGGUGUUCCGUAGCCUGUCUGUGCCACAAGCCGUGAAAAACUUCUACAAAGUCAACGAUAUCAAGACAUUUCAGUACUUUGUUCCAUUCCAUAAAGGAGUCAAGGAUAAGAAUAAUGAGUUCAAGACUCUGUGCCUAGAAAAAACAACUUUAAAAACAGGCCACUCUCUGCCGGGAAUUCUGCGUUGGUUUGAGGUGCAGGAGAUAAAGACAAUAGAGCUCAGUCCUAUCGAGACCGCCAUAGACACCAUGGAGAACAUGAACAAGGAGUUGCGGAAUCUUAUCAGCCAGUAUGGCCAUGAGACCACCCAGAGUCUUAAUCCACUCACCAUGAGACUGAAUGGGGUCAUAGACGCAGCUGUCAAUGGAGGCUCAGCUAAAUACCAAGAGGCCUUUUUCUCAGCUGAAUUUGCAAUACAGAACCCAGAAAGCCUUCACCAUAUCCCGGUGCUAAAAGGACUGUUCCAACAACAGGUGACCUUGCUGGAAGAUGCUCUAGGCAUUCAUGGCCGCUUGGCACCAGAACAGGUGCAGCCAUUACACAACCGUCUGGUAGAACUGUUUGCAACAAUGAAGGAAUCAUUCAGAUCCACUGGUUCCCCAAUGAUGACAAGACACGCCACUGUGAGGAAGAAGUCGGAUCCUCUACCUGACCUCCCAGGUCAAAUACUCCAACCAACCAGCUUAGACUCCGGGGGCUCACCAAGGUCAAGCUCGUCAUUGACACCAACGCCUCCUAGUAGCAAUCGUUCCUCUGGUGUCUAUGGUGAUAUUCCUGAGGAAGAGGAGGAUUUGUAUGCUUCUCCUAAAGAGUCAGCUAGGCAGAGUGUAGUGGCUAGCAAACGUAGUAUGUCUCCCGUGAUAGAGAGACACAGCACGGGGACACGUAGACCCGCCAACUCCUGGCUAGCACAGAGACCACAGUCUAUGAAUAUACAGGAGAAAUUUGAACCCAAGGUUUGUAAGUUAAUUAACAGAAUAUUAUGACUAACUGUGCAUGUUUGAAGCAUAUGGUGUCGGAGAAAAAGAAAGAAAUUAAAGAUCUUACAUCUGGCAUGCCCUUAGAAAUGA
Lingula anatina is the source of this 5058-nucleotide messenger RNA. Its product is annotated as dedicator of cytokinesis protein 3. Gene Ontology annotation, molecular function: guanyl-nucleotide exchange factor activity; small GTPase binding. NCBI's taxonomy places the organism in Eukaryota, Metazoa, Brachiopoda, Lingulata, Lingulida, Lingulidae. Gene Ontology annotation, cellular component: plasma membrane; cytoplasm. The record is from RefSeq and is a predicted model, not a curated record. Gene Ontology annotation, biological process: small GTPase-mediated signal transduction.